ACCGGGCUGAUGGCGUUAUUAGAUUCGCUGCUGGCGAGUCAACACAAUCAAGAGGUGCGAAACGAAAGGUCCUCGUCGGAGGGCAUCACAAAUUCGUCGGAGGCGGCCAGCAGCGCCUCCACCGCCGACCGAAUACGUGAAAUCAUCACACCGGUGGCCGUCAGUGUAUUAGUAAGGGCACUGCCCGAGUGGAAAAUUCCGCCGCGGCAUCGACUUCUUGCUCCAGGUCAUCAGUGCUGUCUUUGUCUCAGCCAUUAUGAGGCUGGCGAAACCGUGAGCGGGCUGCAGUGUGGCCACGAAUUCCACGCAGACUGCCUCAAACCGUGGCUCCAGAGGAAUUCCGCAAGGUCCAGAGGGGCUCGUUGUCCCAUCGACCACAUGGACCUCACACCCUGGCUCACAGAGAGGCUCAUUUCGCGACAGAGAACGGCCUCCAGAGAACCGCCUCCGAGCAAGAGCGUUCCUGCGGGGGCCAAUGACGACCUGUCCCUGCGAAGCUCGCGACUGACCCUGAUCAACCGCCUCCACGUGGGCCUCCACCCUCACCCGUGCGGCCACCUGCCCACGCCGCCCCCGUCCACGUGUUCAUCGCCUCCACCGCCCCCGGCGCCGUCGAGCAGCGGGGCCAGCCGCCCGACAAGCGGUGGCCGAAAGGGCCGUCUGGCCGCCCAGCACUCAGCGGCCGUGCUGCACAUGGUUUCCCUUCACCUUCCGAUCGAGGCCCAGGAGGCCGCGGCCGGGGGCGGACUCGUCGGGGGCAGAACCAAACAAAUGGAACCCAGGCGAGGCAGGCUGAGUUGGAACAGCAGGGAGCCGGCUUUGCACCUCGAAAUUCCUUGCAGGAAAAUCAGUCUUAAAGCAAAGUGUCAAAAAUUGAAUUAAAUUUAGAUUGUAAAUUUCAGGAGUUUUAAGUUCCUUGGGCAAGACACGAAUUUUUAAACUGUGUUUCGUCACAGAAUAGUCAGUGCUAUAAGACAGUUUUAUUGGUUUUAAUUCACCCUUUGUAGCUUAAUUUAAAAGGAUGUCAUUUAUGUUUGGUUGGUAAAUCUUUUUUACGAACAGUCUUAGGGCUAUUUAAACCUUCUUGAUUUCUGCUUUAGAAAGGAACUAAUAUAGUCCAAAAAGUUCUAUAAUUAUCGACUUUGCAUUCAGCAAAAUUCUAUUUUCAUCUGAAACUUUAUUUAAAAAAAACUCUGGCACGAAGCUUUAGCCAUUUUAUUUUAUGGAUAUCUUUAUUUGGAAGUUUCUAAAUUCUUUUAGAUGUUUUGGCAGUCAUAGACGGUUUCUGUAGAGUUCAAGUAAGGCUCAAUAAGCUCAAAAUUCGUGCUUAAUUGAUAAACUCAGGCAGAAAAAAUGUCGAGCGUUUAAAAUUCUCAGUUAGCCAAUGCAUGAAAUUUGAUUUUUUUUUCUCAAAAUGAAUCUAUGUAAGAUGACCACAUGGAUACUUUA
This is a messenger RNA of Cloeon dipterum, 1449 nucleotides long. RefSeq lists its product as uncharacterized. The record is from RefSeq and is a predicted model, not a curated record. NCBI's taxonomy places the organism in Eukaryota, Metazoa, Arthropoda, Insecta, Ephemeroptera, Baetidae. Gene Ontology annotation, biological process: ubiquitin-dependent protein catabolic process; protein ubiquitination. The transcript has 4 exons. Gene Ontology annotation, molecular function: ubiquitin protein ligase activity. The coding region runs from base 10 to 882 and encodes 290 amino acids.